AGAAGCGGAGUUGAAAGUUGCGGGAGCGGUGGUGAACGUGUUGUGAAUGAUUCCCCGUAUAUUUAUCCGGAAAAAAUGCAGCCUCCGCCAAGAAAGGGUAAUUAUGUGAAAUUUUUGAAAAACCUUCAUACGGAACAAAUCAACAAACUCAUACUGAAGAAUCAACAUGAAUGCGAUCUCCUCGAAGACAUCAGAACGUUCAUUGUCAAAAGAUCUUCCAUAGAAAAGUCUUAUUCUGAAGCAUUGCUUAAGAUAUCGUCUGCCUAUUUGAAUAAAAAAAUACCAAAUAUUCCUGAUAUAAAAUUGGAAGGCGGCGAAGAAAAAUGGAAUAUGUGGAAUGUGUGGAGGACAGUGUUGGAGGAAAACGAGAAAUUGGCGAGAGCGCGUCUGGCAGCCGUUGAGGUAUUUCAGCAGCAAAUUGCGGACGAUGCUAAAAUUCUCAGGGCACAUAAAAUACAAACGGCAAAGAAGUGCGUAGAUCAGUUAGCUAUAGUGCAGAAGGAAUUGCAAAUGAGCGUGCAGGACGUUGAUAAAACAAAGAAAUUUUAUUUCGAUGAAGAGCACGGAGCGCAUGAAGUUAGGGAAGAAAAUAUUAUCCCCCUCCAGCUCAAGAAGAAGAAAGGUUCAUUCUUCCAAUCGAUUACCUCGUUACAAAAGAACAGCGCCAAGUUCUCUUCGAAAAGAGAUCAAUUAGAGGAAAAAUCAACGGGCGCUAGAAAUGAUUACCUCCUGUGCCUCGCAGCUGCAAACGCACAUCAAACCAGGUAUUUCAUCGUCGAUCUGCAACUCUGCAUGACAACAAUGGAGAGCGGAGUCUAUGACAAAGUAGCGGAAUACCUUUCGCUGAUGGGGAGAACGGAACUACUCACCUGCUCUGCGAUGCAAAACUCCUUCGGCACCAUCCGAGAUCAGGCCAAACAAUUGACGAGAGAGUACAAUCUGCAGUGCUGUUAUUUGUACUACCCGGUACUGAAGCAGCACAUUCACUACGAAUUCGAACCAUGCGACCACGAUCCCGUGAACCACGUGACCGCCGAACACGAUUCCUCCGCUGCGACGUUGAGCAAAGAAGCACGCAGAUGGGCCACCAAGAUAGCGAGAGAGAACAAUAACAUAAGGGACAGCGUUAGGAAGUUACAGAUUUACAACGCCCUUCGAGAGUCCGGACAAAAAGUAGAUCCCAACGAUCAGAACGGGCCGGAUUUGGAAACGAAAAUAGAAGAACUGAAACAAGCAAUAAGAAGAGCCGAGACAUCGAAAGCAAAAGCGGAAGCUCGAAUAGAAUGUCUUCGGGGUGGAGGUAUCAUAUUAGGAAACGAUCAUCCCAGUUCCGAUUCUUUCUACGAUAGUGAUUUUGCCGAUGGAGAUGUGACAGUUCCUGUAGAAACCACACCGGACAUUAAAGAAGAUGAAAGGAGGGAAAGCCAGUCUGAUAACUAUGAAAGCUGUGAGGUCGACGCCGUGCUGGAGCAGGAAAGACAGAGAAUUGAACAACUAACCGCAGAAUGGGAUGACCCUACACAGGUAGACUGGGGAACAGAAGACUCAUUACAAGAAUCUGAAGGUCUUAUUCAACCAGAAACUACUUCUUCAGUACCUCUACUGAAGUGCACUGCCUUGUACUCCUACACGGCCCAAAAUCCUGACGAACUAACAAUCGUAGAGAACGAACAAUUGGAAGUUGUCGGAGAAGGUGACGGUGACGGUUGGUUGAGAGCACGAAAUUACAAAGGGGAAGAAGGAUACGUCCCACAGAACUAUCUCGAUGUUGAACGAGAACAAACGUCAGUCACUACACCUGGUCUUGUUACGCAAAUAUCAUUUUCUUCCGUCGAUUACACGAUAGAUAAUGAAGAAGAAAGUUUGCAACAACAAACAGAAACUACCCAAUCCCCAGAGCAAGUUUCUGUUAUUUCCAUACCACAGAAGACACCAGAAGGUUCCACGCCUUCGUACUGCAUAGCCCUGUACGACUACGAAGGAGAAGGUCAAGAAGAACUAACAUUCGAAGAAGGCCAAAUAAUAAGAAUUUUGAGCAAGUGCGCGCACAGCAUAGACGACGGUUGGUGGCAAGGCGAGCUGGAAGGACACAUAGGAAACUUCCCUUCUUUGGUCGUGGAGGAAUGUGACGAGUUUGGAGAACCUUUGACGAACGAAUGGGACGUAACCCCUCCGCCCUCUGCCCCACCCGUUUUCACACCGCCCGAUGCUCCCUUCCAUCUGGUAGACGAGCAAGCAUCAGACACCAACGGAUUAGUGUCGUCUCCGCCGCAACAGCCUCCUCCGGAACCCCCUGCGGAAGAAGGGGAUACUUCCAAGUCUGACGAAACUGCACCACGAAUAAUCGAAGAACCGCCUUCACCAGGCUUCGCGAUAUCGCUGACCAGGGACCAACAACACCACUACGGAAGUCAAUUCAGUGAAAAUUCGUCCGUACCGGAGAUCGACGUGCCGAGCGUUGAAAUUGUUGAUGAGGAUGGAAAAGAGGUAGACCAAAAUGAGGAAGCCUCUACAGACGUUUACGAUGGUUUAUGCGCAGCAUCCAUUGUCAUCACUGCAGCUACACCAAUGAUUGAAGAGGCUGAACACCCAUUUCCCCCUCCUGAAGAAUCCGCCGUGAAUCACAGAGAAAAUGCUGAAGAUAACCUGGCAGACGACGAGUCAGAAAUAGAACGUCAUAAAGAUAUAUCUGAAAUGGAAGAAACCAGAGUGGAUCCAAUAGAAGAUUUGGAAGAACCUAUAGAAGACCAUCAUGUAGACACUCCGUUUGUGGUUAGCAGCAGUACAGGCAGCGAUGGUGAGACAACAGGUCCCAGCACUGCAGAGAAUUCUGUGAGUCAAGCCCCUCCACCCUUAGAUAGUGAACCGAAACAAGUAGUAGGAGGUCGGGCUAGUAUUCCAGACGAACUGGAACCGCAUCAAUUAGCUCGUCUUCAAGAUUUGAAGGAAUCCAACGCCUAGACAACUAUUUUAUGUUUAUUACGGUUUCUGAAAGUUUAUCACUCCAUUCCAGGAAGUCAUAGAUUAUGUAUGCUUCAUAUAUUAAACGCAAAUCGGGAAUGAUCUAAAAUAUUGGAUUUGGACAUGAUGAAUCGCGCGAGUAUUUGUACCUUGUUUGUGAAAUAUUUGAUGAUGUUUUCUAAUUUAGAGUUGUGGAACGUCUUUAGAGUCUUUCGUUUUCCCAACCGAAAUGAACUGAUGGCAAGCCUCUAAAUUGUUCUAGAAGAAAAUGUACUUGCUUCAAAUCCAUGACGUAUUAUUCUCAUGACAAGUUUGAACGAACAAAGCUUCUUUGAAAAUAUUCUAGAAUUAUGAAGUUCUGCACUUGAAAUCUUAUGAAUUAGACAACUGAGUAUUUUGUACCCAUGAUUAUUAAAAUGUCAACUAUGAAAAGUAAAGUAAGAUUUAACGACUGAUUAUUUAUACUCGUUAAAGAAUCAGCUUGCUGUAUUAAGCAUAUUUUAUACCGAUUGGAUACAUUUUCAGCAAUUUAGAUGUUUUUGUCUCGACCUCUCAGAUGUUUGAAAAUCUAUAACCGUUAGUUGGCAUCACCUUCACUGAAAAAAUAACGGAAUUAAUAGGUGUAUGUAGUUGAUUCUACAUAGAGGUAGAGUAUGAUUGAUUAUAGACUGAUGGUAGAUGCAAUAAUCAAUAACAUCCUAUUCAUGCAGUGUGUAAAAGAAAUGGAGUGGGGCUACUCAUCCUGCGAGAAAAUUUGUAGUGUUUUUUAAUUUAUGAAGAUUUUUAGUAACGGUUUUAUUUGUCAUAGAAGCACUAGUGUUGAUGGAAACAUCAGGUUUGAAUGAUUUAAAGUAACGAUCAAACACAUCAACGUUUCAAAAGGAAUGCAUUUAUGAGGUUAUAUUUCAUUCACAAAGUACUACCACUACUACUACAUGAAAUAUUUGGUUUCUAUAACGAAAAAAGUGUUCAGUUCUUGAAAAAUACCACAAAUUUUUUCUCCUACCCACUGCAUCUUUAAUGCAUUUGCAGUAUUACUUUCAAUUUUUUAUUAAACCUUGUGUAGAAAUGUUGAUACUUAAGUUUGAUAUUAUGUGUGAAUUUUUCCUAGGUACAUCCUGUAUAUUUUUGUCUCUCGUAUGUAGCAAUAAGUCAGUUUCCAUUUGUAAAUAUAUGUUCAUGCAAAUAAGUUUAAGUAUGCGCGAAUAUUAAGUCAAAUAUGGUUUCAUUUGCGUCAGCUGGUGGAUAUAUAUGAUUGGAAGUGGAAAUUGUGUUUUGAUUUCAUAAGAAUCACUUUCUGGGACCAUUGAAAACUGAUAAAGUUAUUCAUGUCAUGAGUCAGGUCUUUAGAAACCCAUGGACACGAUAUAACAUCUGCAAAAAUUUUGUGAGUCAAGAAGUGAACCUUUCUAAAUCUAAUUUUUUUAAAACACCACUUUAUUUCGUUGUUUUCAAAUAUGAAUUCAAAAUUGAAUACAGUUUUGUGCAUUUAUUUUUGUAGAUACAAAGAAAAAUAUUGCAGUUCAUUUUUUGAUAAAAGUAAAUAUAAUUUGUACAGGGUGUAUCCAAAAUGAUGUAAUUAGUUUGGGGCGGCGAUUUGUCAUAUUUUAUGAAAAAUAAAAAUCAUAUGAACGUG
This is a messenger RNA of Leptinotarsa decemlineata (Colorado potato beetle), 4597 nucleotides long. It is a transcript of the gene nwk, whose product is annotated as FCH and double SH3 domains nervous wreck. The record is from RefSeq and is a predicted model, not a curated record. Lineage: Eukaryota; Metazoa; Arthropoda; Insecta; Coleoptera; Chrysomelidae. Gene Ontology annotation, molecular function: protein binding. Gene Ontology annotation, biological process: neuromuscular synaptic transmission; regulation of actin filament polymerization. Gene Ontology annotation, cellular component: recycling endosome; neuromuscular junction.